Helianthus annuus (common sunflower) is the source of this 2939-nucleotide messenger RNA. RefSeq lists its product as uncharacterized. Lineage: Eukaryota; Viridiplantae; Streptophyta; Magnoliopsida; Asterales; Asteraceae. The transcript is spliced from 8 exons. The coding region runs from base 186 to 2687 and encodes 833 amino acids. The record is from RefSeq and is a predicted model, not a curated record. Gene Ontology annotation, cellular component: nuclear pore.
UAAUUCCCAACUUUAGCUCAAAAAACUCACACCCCUCUCUCUUUCCAUCUCUGCUCAGAAGUCAUAAUCCUGUCACUCAGAUGAUAUUUUCCCUGUGUUCACAGUUUACCUAUUUUUCAAGCUUCCUUUCAUGUUAAAGAUUAUUGUGAUUCCAUAGCAUUUUCAAGACAUACAAAAACAUAAAAAUGGUACAAGGGGUGAAAACAAAGAUCAAGAAAAGCCCAUCUGUUCAACUUAAUUAUGUAAUUGAUAUUAUAGAGAUUAAACCAUGGCCUCCGUCGCAAUCGUUGAGAUCGAUUCGCUCCGCUUUGAUUCAAUGGGAACAUGGCGAAAAAAAUUCGGGGACUACGAAAGCAGUGACUCCUUUACUGGUUUCUAGUUCUGGUGUUGGUGAUGGUAAAAUUGAAUUUAAUGAAUCUUUUAAACUUAAUUUGACGUUGUUGAGAGAACUGUCGAUUAAGGCUGGAGACGGUGAUGUUUUUUUGAAAAAUUGUAUAGAGUUUAAUAUGUAUGAACCGCGGAGGGAUAAGAGCGUAAAAGGCCAGUUGUUGGCGACUGCUGUUGUGGACUUUGCGGAGUACGGUGUUGUGAAAGAUGGGUUGAUGAUUAGUGUGCCUAUGAACUGCAAGAGGGCUUUUAGUAAUACGGUUCAACCGAUGCUGUUUUUGAAGAUUGAAGCGUUUGACAAAAAUAAUCGUGUGAGAUCUGCGUCAAUGGAUAGAAACUCGUCUGAGUCGGUAGUGAACGGGGAACAUGUCGAAGAAACCGAGAGUACUUCCGUUACUGACGAUGACGUUUCCUCACAGUCUUCCAUGGCUGCAACGUCGUUGACUUCAAGGCCAAACGUAAGUUCAAAUCCUCAAAAAUCGGUUGCUGAAUCAGUGGCUGAAACAGAUGAAGAUACGGGCUCUGUGACGGCAACGGAAUCGCGGAUCGGUGAUGUGGUUGGCAAACAAUCUUUUAUAUCAAAUACAGACGAAAGUCAAAAUGAACAAAAAAGUCAAAUCAUGGGAGAUGAGCCCAGCAUAAGUGGCGAUCGAUUUAGAAAGGUGAAAUCCACCGGUUCUUCGUUGGAUUCAAGCUAUAACAACGGAUCUUGGAGGUCUAGUAAGAUUGGGGAAAAAGUCAAAGAUGUAAGCAAAUUGCAACAAUUGGAGCACAAAGUGCAAAGUCUCGAAGGUGAGCUUCGAGAAGCUGCUGCUAUCGAAGUCGGUCUUUACUCAAUAGUUGCGGAACACGGGAGUUCAAUUAGUAAAGUUCAUGCACCAGCUAGGCGUCUUUCGAGGCUGUACCUGCAUGCAUGUAAAGAGAAUUCUCAAUCCCGGAGAGCAAGUUCCGCAAGAAGUAUUGUUUCAGGAUUAAUUCUGGUUGCAAAAGCUUGCGGAAAUGACGUUCCAAGGUUGACUUUCUGGAUGUCAAACUGUGUUGUACUGAGAGCAAUCAUAUACGUAACUUUCGAGCAAGAGCACAAAGCGAAUUCUUCAAGCAAAAAAAGGGGUAUCAAGGGUAAUAUUGGCAUAAAAUCUUCACUCAAGGGUAGAAUUGGUAUUCAUGGAAUUCCUAAUGAGUGGGAAAACCCUUGUAAUUUUACCUCAGCCCUGGAAAAAGUUGAAUCUUGGAUCUUUUCACGAAUCAUCGAGUCAGUAUGGUGGCAGACUCUUACCCCAUAUAUGCAAUCUGCAGCCGCAAAAGCUAUCGUACGAAUUGUAGAUUCCGAAUCUAGUAAAUCCUCUAAAAAAGCAUCCACUCCACGUAGUCAAGAACAAGCAAACUUUUCAAUGGAGCUUUGGAAGACCGCUUUCAUGGAUGCUUGUGAAAGAAUCUGUCCCGUUCGAGCUGAAGGACAUGAUUGCGGUUGCUUGCCUGUUCUUUCUAGAUUGGUUAUGGAACAAUGCAUGGCUAGAUUAGAUGUCGCUAUGUUCAACGCAGUUCUUCGUGAAUCUGCUGACGAGGCUCCAACCGACCCUGUAUCGGACCCGAUCAGUGAUGCGAGAGUCCUUCCUAUUUCAUCAGGGAAGGCAAGUUUUGGUGCCGGUGCACAACUUAAAAACGCGAUAGGAAACUGGUCAAGGUGGCUGACGGAUCUAUUUGGUAUCGAUGAUGACGAUGUGUUUGACGACGAGAACGAUGACGUGAGAUCAAAAGAUGACGCGUCAUUCAAAUCUUUUCAUCUCCUCAAUGCAUUGAGUGACCUUAUGAUGCUUCCUAAGGAUAUGCUUUUAAGUAGCACAGUUAGAAAAGAGGUAUGUCCUACUUUUGGUGCACCGUUAAUAAAGAAGAUACUUGAUACUUUCGUCCCUGAUGAGUUUUGCCCGGACCCCAUUCCUGCAGUGGUGCUUGAGGCCCUAGAUUCAGAGGAUUCAUUUGAGGGUGGUGAAGAUUGUGUGACCAGUCUCCCAUGUGCAGCAGCUUCAGUUGUAUAUCACCCUCCACCUGCGUCUUCAAUCAGACACAUACUAGGAGAAGGUGUGAGCCGAACUCAGUUGACCCGCAGUGGGUCAAUCAUGAGAAAGUCAAACACGAGUGAUGAUGAACUUGAUGAAUUGAGUUCACCCUUGACUGCCAUCAUUGAUAAUUCUCGGGGGUCACGUGCUACAAGUAAGACCAUCUGGAGAUCGAAGGAUACGGGCAGCCAAAGUAAUCUUCGAUAUAAACUCCUUAAAGAGGUAUGGGUUGAUAACGAAUAGUGAUUUACGUGAGUUUUGAAGGCUGUGAUAUUCUGAAAAGAUGUGAAAACGUUGGAUCAAAGGCGGAUGUAAAUAUUUACAAGCAUAUGGAAUAAGUGGGCAGAUCAUAUUUUGUUAUUGAGUGAGUGUUAGCUUCCUGUUUACCAACUCUGAAGACAAAUAUUAUUAUCUAUCAAGUUAUAACUUGUAAUGGCCUUCCUAUGAUGUAUGGUAUGUGCAAUUAUGUAAUUUUACGUGCGCUAUAUGAGCAAA